GGGUUGGGGGUGGUGGAAGGUGAUAAUAAAAAAUGGGGAAUGUGAAUGGAAGAGAAGAUGGGGAUGAAAGCCCAUCUGGGGCUGAGGAAGAUGGUGUGGAAGGUGGUGGUGGUGGUGUUGGUAUUGGUAUUGAUGGUGGUUUGGAUGAAGGCAUGGCUGCACCAAGUGUAGCCCUUGGUGUGUCUCCUCCUGACUUGAUGGGUCAGUCACCUCCUCAUAGCCCUAGGGCCACCCAGUCACCUUUGAUGUUCACUCCUCAAGUCCCGGUGGUUCCACUACAAAGACCAGAUGAGAUGUAUGCUUCGAGCCAAUCAUGGACACCAACUGCUUCAGGGUAUGAAGACAUGUGCACUGAGCAAGGAAUUCCUACAAUGAUUACAUGGAGCUAUGAUGGAAAUGAAGUAGCUGUGGAGGGAUCGUGGGAUGAUUGGAGGACAAGACUGCCCCUACAGAGAUCAGGAAAAGACUUCACCAUCAUGAAAGUUCUACCAUCCGGUGUUUACCAGUACAGGUUUAUUGUUGAUGGACAUUGGAGGUAUGCUCCUGAGUUGCCCUGCAUCCAAGACGAGGCAGGCAAUGCUUACCAUGUUUUGGACUUGCAGGACUAUGUUCCCGAAGACAUUGAAAGCAUUUCCAGUUUUGAACCUCCUCAGUCCCCAGAGUCAACUUAUAACAAUAUGCCGCUUGGAUCAGAAGAUUUUGCGAAGGAGCCACCAUUGGUCCCACCACACUUACAAAUGACUUUACUUAAUGUGCCUUCAUCCCACAUGGAAAUUCCACCUCCUUUAUCAAGACCUCAACAUGUUGUGCUUAAUCAUCUUUACAUGCAAAAAGGGAAGAGUGGCCCUGCAGUUGUAGCACUUGGUACAACUCAUAGGUUUAUAGCCAAGUAUGUGACAGUGGUGCUCUACAAGUCCUUGCAGAGGUAAACAUACACAUCCAUGUCAACAUUGUAAUCUUAACACUUUUAUGUAGCAAUAUAUGUUGAGAGGUAAUGUUAUUCCGACAGAGCUUACUCAGGAAGGAGCAUCAAAUGAGAUUUAACUGUUGUAUUUCACAUAAUAGAAUUACUUGAUGACCAUUGAUCUGAAAAUUUAUUGCUUGUUCUUUC
This is a messenger RNA of Quercus robur (English oak), 1111 nucleotides long. Its product is annotated as SNF1-related protein kinase regulatory subunit beta-2. Lineage: Eukaryota; Viridiplantae; Streptophyta; Magnoliopsida; Fagales; Fagaceae. Gene Ontology annotation, molecular function: protein binding. The record is from RefSeq and is a predicted model, not a curated record. The transcript has 4 exons. The coding region runs from base 33 to 929 and encodes 298 amino acids.